Messenger RNA from Penicillium argentinense, 1866 nucleotides. RefSeq lists its product as uncharacterized. NCBI's taxonomy places the organism in Eukaryota, Fungi, Ascomycota, Eurotiomycetes, Eurotiales, Aspergillaceae. The record is from RefSeq and is a predicted model, not a curated record. The transcript has a single exon. Bases 1 to 1866 code for a protein of 621 amino acids.
AUGACCUCCGAUAAACAAAACAAUGGCCAUCUCGCCAAACCGUUCACGCCCACGCUCUCCGCAGCAUUCCAUCGCACCAACAAGGCGCCGCUGACGCCGAAGCUCGCCAGUCCGAGUCCCGGGCACCCGCCUCGUCGUCUUGCUCAGCCCGACCAGACCUAUUCCACCCCCUCCAAAGACAAUCACGACUCCCCCGCCCUCCCUCCAGCGUUCCUCAGUGCCAACGUCACCCCGCGAUCGGGUUCACGUACCACUCGCCGCGAUGCUACCUUUCCCUCCCCGACUAAUUCCUCCACCGCUCCGUCGCCACAAACCCCGUAUGCGCAACCGACGGUUGGCCUUGGGCUCGCAGCCCCUCGCCGCACGGAACGGAGCCCGGCUCGCGGGGUGAAGCCCGAGCAGUCAAGGAGUUUGAGAGCAAAGACUCUCACGGCAGAGGGCCAGCAAGCCUCUCGGCCAAACACUUUCACGGACAUGGCUGCCGGGGGUCCCAGGUUCUUUCACGCCUCCGAUGCGCGUUCCACAACCUCCUCCGAGGUCGAUACGUCCCGCUCCAAACCCGGCAGUGGGAAGAUGUCUCCCGCCGCCAGCUUUAUUUACGCAAAUGGCAACCAAGAAAAACCGUCUCCCGCAGAGGACACCCAUAGUACGGUGUCGUCUGCACAACGCCGCUCAGGGGGUCCAGGGAGUCUUCCCCGUCCCGCACCCCCAGCGAGACCUAUGGCGUCGCCAUCACCACGGCUGCGAUCCCCCAGACCGUCGGAUACCACCUCUCCGCCGCUGCCAGAAAAGCAGGUCCAAUUCAGUCCCCAUGUUGAAACCGGGAUUGAAAAUGUUCUGCACCGUUUUGGCUCCCCACCAAACAACAUCCCCGAUCAAUUACACUCCCCUUCCCUUGCGCUCCCACGACAUAGAAAGUCGUCCAGUAUAGACUCGUCAACUCACGGCACUCAUGAUGGACUCAAGGCUAGUCCUAUCAUAGUGUCCAGCAGUUUCAAUUCCGAAACCAACCCACCUACAAUGUCUGACCAAAUCCCCACCUUGCGGCCCCGCGUUUUCAGCAAUUGUUCUUCGGUAUCGAAUGAUCCACAUGUUCCCAUGUCGAUGAGUCCGAACAACCCACACUUAUCCAUGCCCAUGAGCCCGGGCAAAUCAGAAAGUCCUGGUGGUGAGGUACUGAAUGCCCGGACGGAGCGCAAGAUCAUGGAUCUCGAAAUUAGCAACUCCUCUCUGCUCGCUAUCAAUCGUACCCUCGAACGGGAGAUGCGCAGACAGAAUGCGGAGCUGCGGAGAUACCGCCGUCUCAGCCGCUCCGGCCGUCUUUCCAUGGCGCCCUCCACGCGCUCGUUCUCUGGCACCGCCUUGUCCACCACGAGUGAAAUAGACGAGGGCACUAGCGAAUUUUCCUCCAUCCGUUCUCAGGAUGACACGUCCGAUUUCAGCGAUGAGGACUCCGUCGCAGAUGAAAAUGUCAUGGACCCAGACUCUCUCGCAGAACAUGAUGCGAAGCACCGUGCUCAUGACGAGAAGAAGUUCAUGCUCGACCUUGCCAAGCACCAGGAACUCCUGGUCGACAGCCAGAAGAUGAAUCAAAGUCUCAAGCGGUGUCUUGGAUGGACGGAAGAGCUUAUCAAAGAAGGCCAACGAGCCCUCGAGUAUAGCGUCCAUGUCCAAGAUGUCGAGCUGGGCGGGCGGGUUCUCUCACCUGAAGAACUGGGCGAGAUCGGCGAGAGUGGCCGCGCGCUACUCAGCCCAUCGACCGAGUUCUCAGCCGUCUUCCCUUCUAACGACACCUCCUUCGAGACCUUCUAUGACCCCGACCCCGCUACACUCCCUCUGCCAUCGUCCCCCGGCGGGAGCGAUUAA